Molecule: messenger RNA, 1998 nt
Organism: Penicillium expansum
Lineage: Eukaryota; Fungi; Ascomycota; Eurotiomycetes; Eurotiales; Aspergillaceae
Exons: 3
Coding region: 1-1998 (665 amino acids)
Source: RefSeq, a predicted model, not a curated record
AUGGAGAACCAACCUCCUUCGCCGCAAGCAUGCUCUUCCAACCCUCCCACUGAAAGUUCCUUCAGUUUUACGCCUAUCAAAGCCUUGAGCGCCUUGCCGCGACUGUGGGAUCGCAAACCUUCGACGCCUGUCCGGGCCGGAGAUAAGACACGAAAGCUGUGGAAGCGCAUUCGCUUUCCUUUUACUGCCAUGAAUACCGUGUCAGGAGUCCAAAACUCCGGGGUCGGUGCCUCUAAGAACUCGGACUACCAGCGCGGCGUGAAGCGCCAGUGUGUUGACCCCGCCGAGGCGGACCACGAGAGUGAGGCCGAGCAACGUGGUCGGUCUUUCCUUGAGACUAAAUGGGAGAUGCAGGCGUCUCGGAAACGACGCAAGUUGCCCGAAUUCAAUUUUAACAUCCACGACGAGGGCUCCCAGGAGGUGUUUGGUUUCGUCGCAAACCAGCCUAGGGGAACACUCGAUGAUGUUGUUGGCGACGUAGCUACGAAUGCGGCACCCCAGUCGCUCCGCGAUCUGUGGAAGACUACCAAGACGCCGGUCUACAAUGACGCUAUGGCCACGGACCUCACCGAGCUGAAUGCUACAGGAUCCGACGCAAACACAGCACAGGGUCUAGAGUCUAGACCAUCCAGCCAAGACGCGCCGACUGUGAUCGAUAAUGCAGGAGAGGACCAGACCAACCUAGUGUCUACCACAGAGUCCGUUCAAAACCUGACGCAGGAGCAGGAGAUCAAAUUGGUGCGAUCGGCAUUGCGAAGCUCCUUGGAUGGCGAGGAUGCAGAGCUGCUCAACGACUUCCUUUCCAGGGCGAAUGCGAAGCGGGCCGCCAAGGCCACGCAUCCCGAGGAUGCGAAAUCACCGCAGGUGUCUUCCAGCCCAAAGGAGUCGCCGGAAGUUGAAUGCUCAACACCGCCACCACGUCGCGCGUUGGAGGAGCUGACAACCAACUCACCUUCACCUGUCAAGUUGCAUUUCUCGCCCAGUAAAUAUGACGUCAAGCGCGCUGCCGAUGGCGCCGAUGAUCGGGAGGAUAUCAUCCCCAAAGAGACCAAGGAAGAAGCCCCUUCUAGCCCUGGAUAUCGUCGGAGUACCCGAACCAAAGGCUCGAGUACCCCUGCCAUGCGCAACACUAUCUCAUUCCGUCGAGCUAAAGGGACAGAGUUCGUUUUCCAACAGCGAACUGAGACCCAGCAGGUGGCUAUGGCUACAAAGCGCAAUACCCGGCUCAACAAGGGUAAAUCUGUAACUCCCAUGGCCGCCCUGGAAGCGCUGGCCCAACAGUCGAGCGAGGAAGAACUUCAGCCGGGCAAUUCACAGAAUGAGAGCUCAACUCUCAAGGACACUAACUUCCGUGGGCCGAGCAAACCACGAAAGCAAGUGUCUUGGAAUGAGGAGCGUAUGGCCGAGUAUGAAGAGUAUAGAGAGCCAAUGGACGGGCAGGAAGAUGAAGAGGAGGGUGACCGAUGCACGAAUGACGUGGGCGCAACGCCUCGCCCGCGACCAGAAAGCAAGCGCACAGCAAAGAAAGCAGAGUCCGGUCAUCGCAGCAGCCGUAGCCAAACCCAAAAGGCAGACGAGACUGCAGAUAGUGGGGCCACCGAGAGCGGCCCAACCCCGACUACUGCACCUGCUACUGUAACCCCGCGCUCACGCCGGGUGAGGCGUUUGGGUGACUCGGGUAUCUUAGGGUCUGGUACCCCAGUUAAGACUGGAAGCCGCAGCACAAGCAAGCCUCCCGCAGCCUCGGCGUCCGCCGUGGCUGAUGUUGCCCCUUCCACACCUACCAAGGGCCGCCGCAAGCUUGCUCCCAAAUCGCCCAGCUCGUCCAAGCUUCCCGCACGAUCCUCUAAGCGUGCUAAUCACACUACGGAUCAGCCUUUCGUCAGUGGUAUCCCCACUCGCAGCUCACAGAGCACAGAAGAUGGACAGCGACAGAGUAUGCUUCAAAUGAGCGCAGGGUGCACGCCCACAGCUCGGCGCGUUCGGUCGAGAUCUUGA